Messenger RNA from Coccinella septempunctata (seven-spotted ladybird), 3928 nucleotides. RefSeq lists its product as uncharacterized. The transcript has 8 exons. The record is from RefSeq and is a predicted model, not a curated record. Lineage: Eukaryota; Metazoa; Arthropoda; Insecta; Coleoptera; Coccinellidae. The coding region runs from base 2674 to 3744 and encodes 356 amino acids.
AGAUGAAAAUAUAAAUGAUGGUUUUGAGGUUAGGUUAGGUUAGUUUAGGUUGGGACAGUGAAAAAUCAUAUUUGUACAUGAAAAUACCAUUUUAUGAUCUUAAUGAAACGAAUAAACGAUUGGAUUUAGUUAUUCAACCGCUGAACAGGGAAAAUACUACAAUUCGACGGAUUUAUACCAAAUAUCCCCAAUUUUCAUAAGAACUUUAAAAAAUCAUAUAUCUCCCAAACUACAAGUCUCCCGAAGUUGAGACAUGUACCAAUCGAUUUUUCAUACAAUACUUUAUCUAAAAAAAAAAAUCGACGACAAAAUUGGAGGUCGGCACUAAAGUAAACUUUUACCUUCGGGGUAAUCUAUUCGCUAUAUAUACUUUAUACCUUAUACCUAUAACUUUUAGGUUUAAAAAAAAUGUAUAAAUCACUGAAGAAUAUCAGUAAGAGGCAUAAGAGGAGGCUGAAACAAAAGGCUGUGGAAAAAAUAUAUGAGGGCAUUUCAGUAAACUCUAGUAUCGCUACUUCUCCACUCGAUACCACUGAUAAUAACAUAUCUUGUGAAUUGUUACCUGGCCCUUCUCGCACUUGUACCGAAACGAGUACUGACGAAAAUAUAUUGCAUAUGGCCUCUGAUGUUGAUGAUUCCCAAAAUAUUUUAUUAGAUUACUCCUCUGAUGAUGAUGAUAAUAAUUCAUCAGAUUGUGAAUCACAAAAUAAUUCAUUCAAUGUUUUAAAUUUUGAAUCAGACAAAAAUGAAUCAGUGGAAAUGAAACAAAAUAAAUGUUUAGAGAAAGAUAUUCGGGAAUGGGCAAUAAAUUACAAUAUCCGUCACAGAGCACUGUCCUCAUUGUUGAGUGUUCUGAAUAAAAAUAAUAUAUGUGUUCCAUUUGAUGCCCGAACGCUUUUAAAAACUCCUAGAACAGUUGCAAUUGAUAAAAUGGAACCUGGAGAAUAUUGUCAUUUUGAACUUAAACAAGGGAUUUUGAAUAGCUUGGAUAAAUAUGUGGAUAUUGAUAAUGUUCCUUCUGAGUUGGGGAUUGAUGUGAAUAUUGAUGGUCUUCCACUGAGUAAGAGCUCAGGUAGUCAAUUUUGGCCGAUCUUAGGUGCAAUUGUUUUGGAUGGAUCGUACACUCACCCAUUCCCAAUUGGAAUUUAUCAUGGUACAUCCAAACCGGCCUGUGUGAAUGAUUUUCUGAAAAAAUUUGUUGAUGAAGCUCGUGUCAUUAUAGAGAAUGGUGUGAUAUGGAAAACUCACAAAAUUGAAAUAAAAUUCAAUGCGUUCAUCUGUGAUGCUCCUGCUAGAGCUCUCAUUUUAGGAGUCAAGAAUCACACCGGAUACUUUGGGUGCACGAAGUGUAUUCAAGAAGGAGACUUCAUUAAUAAUCGAAUGACAUUUCCAGAAAUUGAAAGCACAUUAAGAACUAAUGAAUCUUUCAGAAAUAAACUCCAGGAAGAACAUCAUCGUGAACUAUCAAUCCUUGAAACUCUUGAUAUUGAUAUGGUUUCACAGAUUCCUGUGGAGUAUAUGCACCUGGUAUGUUUGGGUGUCAUGAAGAGGCUUCUGCAGUUUGGGUGCAAAGGUAAAAUGAAUGUCAGAAUUCCAUCAGUAUUGGCAAGAAAUGUAGAUGCUGAUAUAAUGAAAAUAUCUGCUUAUAUUCCACAGGAAUUCUGUCGUAAACCUAGACCACUCACAGACGUUGAAAGAUUUAAAGCUACAGAAUUCAGGUUAUUUCUUCUUUAUGUUGGUCCCAUAAUUUUCAAAAAUAAAUUAGAUAUUGAAUUGUACAAUCAUUUCUUACAUUUAUUUUGUGCUAUCAGAAUACUUGCCACUCCUCAUUUAUGUUAUGAUUUAAAUGACUAUGCUGGCAAUCUUUUGAAAAUAUUUGUUCGAAAUUAUGGAAAUUUAUAUGGUGAAGAGUAUCUUACAUAUAACGUUCAUAACCUUCUUCACCUAUGUGAUGAUGUCAAAAGAUUUGGGUGGUUGGAUAAGUAUAGUGCCUUCAAAUUCGAAAAUUUCAUGUAUUCUUUAAAGAAAAAAUUAUGUCUUUCAUCAGGAAAACCAUUGCAACAAAUCGCAAAACGAUUACAUGAACUCUCAGACCAGACUACUCAUCAUGAGAAAGUUCGAAAAAUUCCAUUUAUUGUUCCCCAUAGGAACAAAAAAUUAUUGAACUUUGAGAAUUUUAUUUUAUCUAAUGCCAUGCCCGAUAACUGUUGUUUAUUGAAAAGUAAAGAAUUUGUUUUGAUAGAUGACAUAAAUCUCAAUCAAGAAAAAUAUCUUCUAGAGGGACACAAACUUCAACAAGUAGGUGAGGGUUUGUUCACAUUACCAUUAGAUUCUCGCAGUCUUGGUAUACAUGUUGUUGAAAAAAGCAAUGAGAUAGUAAAAUUUUCUGAAGUUGAUAUUUUAUGUAAAAUUGUUUUGAUACCAUGGAGUGAUAAAUUUGUUUCAUUUCCAUUGAUUCACUCGAAUGGGAAAUAAAUUUUGAAAUUCAUUUCAUUUCUUUUACCUAUACCUAUUUUUAAGUUAUUAUUUUGUGAUAUCACCCCAAUUCGUACAUCCUUUCUUGAGGAUUCAUACAUAAUUAGGUAUAUGCUCAUAAAAUAUAUUAAAUAAAUAUAUAUGUAUAAAUGAAUUGAAUUCUCACAAUUCUGAUGAUUAUAUUCAGUUUUUAGAAAAAUGAGUUACGCCGUUGUAAGAUUUAUUGAAGAAUCGAAUAAUGGCGAUGUGGUGGUCUCAGAGGUGCCAAUUGGCUGGCUCUCUGCAGAUCGCAAGGAAUGUAGAUGGCCACCUAAUAACAGCAAAAUAUAUAUUACUAAAAACAGACCAGCUUCUGACAAUUGGCCAACGUAUCCAGUUGAAGUUGAGUGUGUUUGUGACACAUUGAGUGAAGCCAAAAUGAAGGCCCUGAGCUGCUCUUCAGAUGAAGAAGGAAGACAAAGGGGAAAGGGGUGCCGAGCCCCAAAACCGGUAAAAGUAUACAGCCCUGAAAACCCUCGAAGACAAGGUGUAAAAGCUCCAUCCUUACCUCCAUUGAUGGAGGAUGGGUAUGUCGACUAUUUUUUACAAAAAUACCCAGUAGCAGUUCCAGUUGAUGACCAACAAGGUGAGGAUGAGGAUAAUAAUAAUAUAUAUGAGAGGAAUUUAACGGAUUUGGGCAGUGGUUCCCAAACUCCAACUAAUUCAGAAAUACUCUCUCAGCCACUGCGGUCAGUGUCUAAGACAUCGAGGGCCACCCAAACAGAAAAGACAGACCUUGGUGAUAUAGAUCUGAGAUCUCUCCUACAUUCCAUAAUUAGGACUCAAGCUGAGCAUUCGAUAGCUUUAGAAGAAAUAAAGCAAACGCUGGUGAAGGAAAAGCAGGGUGCUGAGGCAAGUGAGGUCGAGAUGGUGUUCGAUUUCGAUCUCCCCUGCGAUUCCUUGGACUCCUUGGAGAGUCUGGAGUCAUACGUUAACACCCACCGCUCACAGUUUGUUAAGUUUCUUCAAAAGAUUGGAGGGAAUGAUGGGAGAGACAACACCUGCAGAUGUCUCAGAUCUAUAUUCACGAACAGUUUGGGUGAGAUCUGUUCUUGGACAGGCCAGAAAUCAAAUUACCCUGUGUGUAAUUUGAAAAUAAUGGAAUUCAUCUUCGAUGUGGUCCAUAAAAAAUUUUCUAUAACAAGAAAGGAUUUCGAAUUUUACACCAAAGAAUGGUUUAGACACAGUAGGCAGAGGAGAGAGAGGGAUGACAAAAAAAAGGGGAAAUAAUUCUUUUCAGUUUUUUUUUGUAAUUUCUCUUCAUUAUAUUUAAUGUUGUUUUUUUUUAUUUUCUGUAAAUAUUUUUAAAUAUAUUAUAAUCUGUUUGUUCUUUUGUUAUGUUGAAUAUUUUUUCAUAAUUUUUUCAUUAUAUUAAAAUCUGAAAAGGCUGAAGGACUUUGGUCAUUAUUAUCAU